Stylonychia lemnae is the source of this 2691-nucleotide messenger RNA. The record is from the annotation of a GenBank genome assembly. NCBI's taxonomy places the organism in Eukaryota, Ciliophora, Spirotrichea, Sporadotrichida, Oxytrichidae.
AUGAAUUAGUCAAAGGAGCUGCCAAGCACUGCAAAUCAUUCUAAAAGCAAGUAUAAUAGUCGGGCUCAUACUCAGAGCAGUAAUACAUCCCUAAGCAUUGCUUAGAACUAUAUCAGAAGUGUCCAAUAAAGGAAAGACUAGAUCAGAGCUGGUGUAAACGUUUCGUUAUAGUCAACGCCUAUGAGUUUAAAUCAAAUAAAAAUUGAUACACUAAAGGACGCAAAAUCUAAGUAAAUCCUAUAGAGUAAUGAAGGCACUCCCAAAGCUUUAACUGAGAAGCAACAGCAGAGUGAAAUAUAAAAUACUGAUGCAAUAUCAAAUACGUAGUUCUCAUAUCAAUUGAGCAACAGAUCAUAUGGAAGUUAGUCUAAAUAUUCUUCUCCCAAUACUGGAAUGAAGUCUGCGAUUCAAACUUUCAUGAAAAGCUCGUUAAAUACCUUUCAUCAGAAAAUAUAGAAGCCAAGAUCUUCAGUUACCAACAAUACCACUUAAAAUACUAAAUCAUUUCAUUAAAAAUAUAGGGCCAAACAUGAUUUAGAGAGUAAACUCAAAUUGAUCAAGAAAACUGAUACAAGCAAUACGAGCUUAUCGAGGAUAUUAAGUCCUUUCAAACAGAAGCUUUCACAGCAAUAAUUCAUCAAAAGUUUUGAGUAGUAGGAGAGAGAGCAAUAUUUCUUCUAAUAAAAUUAAUCAAAUAAACAAAUUAAAACCAUAGAUAUCUUCUACUGGGAAUUCAAAGAGUUAAAUAUAGAUAAAAUAACUUCCAGCACAAUAAUCAAACUUGCUCUAGACAAAUUAAGUUAACCCUACAUGCAUAAAUAAUAUGUAAUGAUGAGUCCGGUUAAAGUUGAUAUAUCAGCAACUCCCAGGAUGAAUCAGACAAAAGAGGAGUAAUAUUAGAGUCUCAAAUCUAAUAUCAAUGAAUUUCUUUAAUAAAAAUAGUUACCCUUACUCUCUAAUGAUAAUGAUAUUACCUUUGAUAAGCCUAAAGUAAUUGGAUAUGAAGAUUUCAAAAAGCUACUUUAGCAUUUACAACUAAUUGAAUAUGGUACAAAUGAUCCUAGAUAAGAUUAUACCCUUGGUUAAAUAUGGCUGUAAGAAUUGAAUUCAUCAUAUUAGUGUGAUUUGCAUAAUAUCCUAACAUUUAUUGCUGGAAUCUUGAAUAUCAAUACAAAUCAAGUUCUGACAAAAAAAGAAGAAAUUUAAUAAUUCGAGUAGAAAGAGAGCUGUAUGGCUUUCAAAUAGAAUGGAUUCGGAAAAUUUUUAAAUCAGGAUAAAUUAAAUGAAUGCUAUAAAAAGUAUGAAUAUAUGAGUAAGUUAAGAGAGUCAAAGCUGCCACCACCUGUAUCUCAGGAAACUUAGAAUAAGGAUUCACAGCAAGAUCUUCGAGUGAUUGAGUUCGAUGCCUUAUAAAGCUUAAAUGAGGAUAAAUAAUCUGCAUUAAGUUUGAAUUAUGCAUCUCCAAAUAAAGGAUACUAAACAAUGGCAAAUGGAAAUUCUCCCAAAAAUAAAUCGAGAAGGGCUUCAAUAAAUUCAAGGGAAAAAUCUUUUAGAAAAAUCGAAAUUAAUCUUGUAGACUAUGUAUCCGAGAGGUAGUAGAAGAUUUUAGACGAGCAGAUAAAAAUAUAAAUGAUUCAGCCAAAAGAAAAUCUUGUGAUGCCAAUUAUAUAAAUUGAUUAGUGGGGUGCAGGUAGUUCUCGAUCACAAAAAAAAGAAUAAAAUUACUAAGAUAUUACUUAGCUGCUUGAGGAAUUGAAAAAUGAAAAUUAUCCAAAGAUAGAUCUAUCAAAUAUUUUAGAAGAUAAUGAUGCUCUAUAGGAAGGUGUAAUUAACCCUAAAAAGCAUAAUGAGCGAAAGCAAAGAUUAGGUAAUACGAAAAAAAGUGUUUAGGUUAGUAAAUCCCAUGUAUAAAAACUUGAUAUGUCAAGAACUUCCAAGCAUGCUGAUAGAAAGUUGGCAGUUCCAGAAUCUAAAUAGCAUAUGCUUAGAAAGUAACACACAGGAGGAAGAGCAAGAGAUAAUUCUCCGCUAUAUAUGAAUGAUGGCUUUGAAGUAGAGUCAAAUAAAAUUUCAAAUCCAAAUGAAGGAAGUUCUCAAAAAAAUCUUUCAACUAAAGAUAAUCAUUUAAUUGAAUUAAAGCACCCAGAUCAUUUUUUGAGAGAAGUAUCGAUGAUAACUAAUUCAAUGUUUGGAGAUCUAAACACAAAAACUCAAAAUGAUUUCAUAGAAGACAACUCUUUUCAAAAAUAAAAUUCAAUGUGCUCAAAGUAAUUAUCUGAAAUCAUAAAUAAAAAACUAUUGAAUGAAGAAACAAAUGUUCUUAAGAAUAGACCCUUAUUCUUUUUGGAUGUAAAGAUUCCACCUGAUAUGUCACCUUAGAAAAUUAUAUUUUAUGAGCGAGAUUCUCCAAAACAAUUGGCCACUCGAUUUAUUGAGCUUCAUAAGUUAAAUGAUAAAAUGAUUCCAAUACUCGAAAAAUAACUCAGAAGUAAAAUGGAUGAUGCAUUUCAAUUGAAAAGAGAAUCUAUGAAUCCAAAUAAUUUUAAAUAUGUUUAGACUGGCGAUCCUUUUGCAAAGAAAUACUCUGAGGAUCUUUAGAUAGUCAACAAGUUCAAAGGCUUUAAGGUCCUUGGUAACGCUGAAAAAAGGCCUCUUCCUAAAAUAAGAAACGUAUCCGAUGACGAGUGGUGA